ACAGUUUCUUCUCGGGACCAUUAAUUCCAUGAACCCUCGAUAUUCAUGUUCGCUUUACGACUUUAGUAUCAAAAUAAAGUUCUCAGUAAUAUUGUAAAAAUUCGUCAGGAAUUCAUACCGGAGAGAAAAUUUCAGAACUUGUUUUCUGGUGUUACGUAAUUACAAUCCUCUUAUCUUCUGUUGUGGAGACUUGGCACCGAGCACACUUUUGAAACCGAUAAUGGGACUCGUGAGAAUUGAACUGAUCGUGGUCCUCGUGGUUUGCGUUUCACUUGGCGGAUAUGGGAACCCUACCUCGAAAAUCCUCGGAGGUAGUGUUGUAGCUCCAGGGGAGCUACCAUGCCUUGCAUUUUUGCAGACACGCGAUGGUCAGUUUCUCUGUGGAGCCGCUAUCAUCAGUGACAGUCACCUUUUGACCGCAGCGCAUUGUAUUCUUAAUCUCAGAAACGGCCGCAAUGUCAUUCGGCACCUCAUAGCUGUCACAGGAACCGUCGAUAGACACUCGUUUAAUCCAGCCGAUACUUUCAACAUAACCAGAUUCUAUUACUCUCGCAAUUACACAACCGUACUUAAUGGACCUGAUAUUAUGAUUUUGAAGUUGAAUGGAUCAAUUGUCUUCGAUAAUUUUAAACAACCAAUCGCACUACCGAGCACACCCACACCCUCCGGUGAAGUGGCAACCGUUAGUGGCUGGGGCCAUGCAAGCUUGGUUGAUGGAAAGAGGGAAAUCCACCAACAUUUGCUCAAACUUGGCGUGAAAAUAAUAGACUUAGACGAAUGCAAAUCUCACUUUGGCGACCGCGUCGGCUUGAACAAUAUGUGUGCUACUUCUGCCAUAGGAAGUGGAUUUUGCAUGGGUGACAGUGGUGGACCUCUUAUUUACAACAGCACAGUGAUCGGCAUUGUCAGCGUUGCUUUGGGGGACACGGGACCUGAGUGCGGUUCCAGGCACCCAGAUAUAUAUGCGAAUGUCUAUCUACAGACAUCGUGGAUUAAAUGCGUAAUGAAAGAGGAAGGCUCAUGUUUGGGAAUUAUCGUUAGACAUUAAAAAUAACCUUAAUCAAUAAAUUAACAUUAAAGCUAUUGCCUUGUGAAGAAGUAAAUAUAUAAACUGAAGGUACAGGUGAAAA
Diachasmimorpha longicaudata is the source of this 1130-nucleotide messenger RNA. Its product is annotated as trypsin delta-like. Gene Ontology annotation, biological process: proteolysis. The transcript has 5 exons. The coding region runs from base 221 to 1048 and encodes 275 amino acids. The record is from RefSeq and is a predicted model, not a curated record. Gene Ontology annotation, molecular function: serine-type endopeptidase activity. NCBI's taxonomy places the organism in Eukaryota, Metazoa, Arthropoda, Insecta, Hymenoptera, Braconidae.